This is a messenger RNA of Eriocheir sinensis (Chinese mitten crab), 6025 nucleotides long. Its product is annotated as probable serine incorporator. Gene Ontology annotation, cellular component: membrane. The record is from RefSeq and is a predicted model, not a curated record. NCBI's taxonomy places the organism in Eukaryota, Metazoa, Arthropoda, Malacostraca, Decapoda, Varunidae. Bases 307 to 1761 code for a protein of 484 amino acids. The transcript is spliced from 9 exons.
ACCUUUUGAAAUAGUUAAUGUCAAAACCGGGAUCGUCUAACAUGACCUUCCCCGCCCAGCCCCGGACUGAGACUUGCAGCAUUGAGUUCCUGCAGCCUUUUACAGGUCCCCCGGGGUACCCUGAAGCUCCCCCGUGGUUCCCCUGUGUUCCCCCAUCUCACACACCCAGGGUUGGUCAGCACAGCGCUCCAAAAUGGCCGCCGUCUUCACCCUGGAGCUCCCCUGUGGCCCCGAGGAGGGUCACUAGAAAUGCCUCGCUGGAAGAAGUGAUCCUGUGCUCAUCUCUCUUGUCUUGUCACCCUCAUCAUGUCAGCUUACGGGGGCCAGGAGCUGAUCCAGGACACCUCUUGCGUUAGGGCCCAGAUUGGGUGCUUGUGUGGGACAUCCUCUUGUCGUUUCUGCUGUCGUUUUUGUCCCAGUUUUCCCGAGGAGGAGCAAGUCUGUGGCUGGCUCGGUGCGGGAGAGCAGUGCGCAGCGGUCUUGGGCUACACAGUUGUCUACAGGCUUGGAUUUGCUAUCACUGUGUAUCAUUUUCUGUUAAUGUUGAUUACUUGUGGUGUGAAGAGCAGCCGAGAUUGCCGUGCCGGACUGCAUAAUGGGAUGUGGUUCUACAAGUUCCUUAUCUGGAUCUUCCUCUGCUUUGGGUCAUUCUUCAUUCCGGACCCGAAACAUCUCUUCAUCAAUGCAUGGAUGUAUACUGCCAUGGCCGGAGCCGCUGUUUUCAUCGUGAUUCAGCUCCUGCUAUUGGUGUUCUGCUUUCACUCCUGGACGGACAAGUUGACCUCUAAGGUUGUCAAUGGCGGAUCUCCUCUACGCUGGUACGGAGGUGUGGCAGUACCAGUGUCCAUCUUGACAUACCUCCUGUGUGGCUGUUGCAUUGCGCUGUUGGUGAAGUUCUUCGUGCCUGAGACUCGCUGUCGCCUCAAUCUGUGGUUCAUAAUCAUCAAUGCUGUCGCGUGCAUUGUUGUUUCAAUUGUGGCCUUAGUGAAGCAAGGACCAAAAGACAUACGGCUGAGGCUCCUUCACUCCUCCCUUGUCUCCAUGUAUGUUACGUACCUCACAUGGAAUGCAAUAAGCAGUGCUCCGCGGGAACACAGAGAGUACGAACAGACUAGUCAUGGGGUUUGGAUCGGAGCCGGGCAUGAUGUUCGUUCCAGUUCGCUCUUGCCGCAGGAGAAGUUUUACUGUGGACCGAAGGUUGAGGACAGCAUCAUUGACGACAUUCUCCCCUACAUCAGCUUGUUGAUCACCUUCUUCACAGUCGUCUACAGUGCCACAGGAGCAGCGUCCCCGGAAAACUGCAAGGCGAUACAGUUCCCCUCCUGCCCAUCUCAGCAGAGUGUACGGAGACACAACGUAGAGGAUAUCGGAGGACAGAAAGUUCACCGUAAUGAAGCCAAUGGUCUGGCCUACAGCUAUCCACUCUUCCACGUCAUGCUCGGCCUGGCCACGCUCUACUUGAUGAUGAGCCUCACGGAUUGGUACACACCACACUCGGCAAAUCUCAUGACUUUCGGCCAGUCUUGGUCAGCCGUGUGGAUCAAAAUCAUUUCGAGUUGGGUCUGUCUUGUUAUCUAUCUUAUUGUAACUGUAUUCCCUACCAUGCUUCCAAAUAACAACUACCGGUCCGGCAGCGUGACUGUGGUCAAUGGGUACGCUGGGAGCUUGCGCGGAAGUAUGCACAGCCUGGAUGAUGAAGCGGCCGUCCCACUCUCACCAAGCAAGCAGACCGCCACAGUCCACCAAGAGACUACCGUUUAGACCGUCACCCGGUGGAAAAUCUGCGUGAACCUGUCUCUAAGGGUACGACCACACUGCUGGGUUUGCUGGGAGGGUUCAGGGUAGCGGGUUGCAUAGCAGGUCAGAGAGAACAAACACGUGUUAUUUCAUAGGAGUGACCAGACAAGACGCGGGUAGCGGGUCCCCUCCAAGCUUACUAGUAUUAGAUAACGUGUUUGUUCUUGCCGCUGACCUGUUACGCAUCCUGCUACCCUCUACCCUCUACCCUCCCAGCAAACCCAGCAAUGUGGCCGAACCCUCAGUCCCCCCCUCUCUCCCCCUCUCCUCCUCUCUGUGCCAAAAUGUCUGGAUUAUUUCUUACAUACACAAAAGUUGAGCAUCGUUUUGGAUAGUAACAUUUGUUCCCCACACCAAGCAGCCGUCAGCGCCAAGAGAGUGACGGAUCUGUCUUAACGGAAGUGGUCAAACUCUGUAAAUUCAAUAUGUUCUUUGUUUCAUGAAUGUUAACCUGGUAUCAGCGGGGGUCAUGUUUCUUAAUGGUCCCUCCAAGCGAGAAAAAUGAGAAAAAAUCACCCCUCACACAAACCAUUUCAUAAUAUAUAUCAAAGCAUUUGUGGUCAGAUUAUGUAUCGUCUAUUUUGGGGGGUUUAUAUCAUGGCACAAAUUUGGCCCGUCGCUGCUACACAGUAAAGCCACAAAUUUGGCCCGUCGCUGCUACACGGUAAAGCCACAAAUUUGGCCCGUCGCUGCUACAUGAUAAAGCCACAAAUUUGGCCCGUCGCUGCUACCAGGUUAAGAAACUAUCAUCCUAUGUACAUCAAUCUUAUUCAAACAGCUUGUCUGUCCGCUUAACCCCUCUACUACGGCCGGGUGAAAACGGCGCCCCAUCCCACAUCCGGGCUGACCGCGCGCCCCAAAUUUCAAACGACGCUUCUGUUCAUAACAAGUUUUCAGCCAUAAACUCAACAUAAUCAUCAUGUAUUAUAUAUAAAAACAUGUAAAGUUAAUGAAGGACUAUUGAAUCUCUAACAUGACAAGCUGGGUCAUGCACUCAACCACCAACUUUGGGUCACAUUGCAAGACAUUUCGCUGCCCAAGAACGCACAUUUGACAAGGCUUCCAUAGGAGUUGUGGGCAUUUCCAGGAGUAGUUUUAUGGCCCUGGUGGUAGUGUGACCCUUCUUCUGUACCGUGAACCUAAAGAAACACCUAUUUGACAAGGCUUUCGCAGGAGUUGUGGGCAUUUCCAGGAGUAGUUUUAUGGCCCUGGUGGUAGUGUGACCCUUCUUCUGUACCGUGAACCUAAAGAAACACUCAUUAGUAAGACAUAUCUCUGCCCAAGAACACCUAUUUGACAAGGCUUUCGCAGGAGUUGUGGGCAUUUCCAGGAGUAGUUUUAUGACCCUGGUGGUAGUGUGACCCUUCCUCUGUACCGUGAACCUCAAGAAACACUCACUAGAACCCGACUGACCCCUCACUGACCUUUAGAGACAGCUGAUGUGAGGACCCAAAGUGCCUUAUGAUUCCGACCUUCAUAAACAAAGCUUACCGCGAUCAGGCUUCAUUAGUAUGCAAAGAGGACUAUGAAGCUGAAUGAAGGAGCUCGUCUGAAAAGCUGGAGUUUGAAUUGCAUGGAAAUUUGACACCUGGGGAAGAAGGGGUUGCCAGCUGUCCGACAAGUUACAUUUAGAGACCAAGCUUGACGCCUCAGUUUACUUAAGUAGUGUACUGAUGUUUGUUAUACAGAUUCUGCUUCACUGACGUCCAUGUAUCCAACUCUCUGCUUCACGCAUGCCAAUUUACUGGACGGUAUUUUCUAUAGAGGUAACUCUGGAUUUACCCGAGUAUUGUGUCCGUGAAGGGUCAUUGCGUAGAUCCAAAACAGCGUAAAUCCAACAGGAGGUAGGUUUGUACAGGUAACUCUGGGUUCACGCGGGUAUUGUGUCCUUGAGGAGGUCAUCGCGUAAAUCCAACAAGAGGUCGGUUUGUACCUCUAUUGCCUACCGUAUCACUCUGACUCCUCUACCUCUCGUGGUUCCUCCUCUGGCUGCCCUUCCCCUCGUGGUGGCACAGCAGCGAGGGUGGUGUUGUUGUUGUUGAGCAGCGUGGGUACUGUAUUGUUGUUCAAGUGGCGCGUGGGAAGAACUGUGUGGCCGUGUGAGUCCACUUGCGUGAGACAUCUGGUGGACACUCCGUAAAAUAUCGCGUAUACGUGAAAAAAACGUGUAAAUUUAACGUUUAUUUGGAUUUUGGACCACGCGGUAUUUCAAAAACGCGUAAAUUGAGAGUUACCUGUACCACACUGGGCAAAUUUUCCGUCAAUCUUCAGUCAAACCACGAUUUCCGCUGGCGUGAUUGUCAUUUGUUUCUUGUUAUUGCUGAUGAUGAUGAUGGUCAGUAAUACCGUCGUCCUUCGGGGGAAUCUACCGUAGCUUUGGGAGAUCGUGGACGCGUCAGACAACCACGGAAAUAGGAGAACCACGCCAGCGGAGAUCGUGGACACGUCAGAAAACCACGGAAAUAGGAGAACCACGCCAGCGGAGAUCGUGGACGCGUCAGAAAACCACGGAAAUAGGAGAACCACGCCAGCGGAGAUCGUGGUUUGACGGAAGAUCCACAGACAAUUUGCCCAGUGUGAUAGCCCCUUUGGCCUUCCCCCUACACUCUACCACAGCAAUGGGUGUCUGAGAUCUAUGUUGUCAUAUUUAUGUGAGAGAAUCUAUACAUAAUUCGCUGAUAAUGUAUAAUCUGUAGAAAUGCCCAUGUAUAUAAUUUCCUGCACUUUGAAAUCAUAAUAGAUGUCGCCUUUCAUUAACACUAGGACGCUGGUUUAAUGCGAGAUAGGUUCCAGAUACCAUUAUAUGAAAUCAGCUUCACACCAGACUUAAGUGUAAUUUGAGUAGAAUCAGUAUGUUUGGCACCAAGACCUUCCAACACUGAUGACAUGCCCCACGAGGCUAUUUUCCUGUUUCCUCUAUUUUCAAACACGUCCGCUCCAUGUAUCAAAACACAUGAGAAAUGCAUCAAGACCAGGAGGAGGUAUUUGCUGGCAGCCUGGGAUUGUGGAGUGUUGUUUUAAUGGAGAGAUUUUCUGUUGUCUCGGUCCCACAAGUCCUGUACAUGUAUCAAAACACACGAGAAUUUAAUCACAACAAGGAGAGUGUAUUCCCCGGCUGCCUGGGAUUGUGGAGUGUUGUUUUAAUGGAGAGAUUUUCUGUUGUCUCGGUCCCACAAGUCCUGUACAUGUAUCAAAACACACGAGAAUUUAAUCACAACAAGGAGAGUGUAUUCCCCGGCUGCCUGGGAUUGUGGAGUGUUGUUUAAUGAAGAGAUUUUCUGUUGUCUCGGUCCCACAAGUCCUGUACAUGUAUCAAAACACACGAGAAUUUAAUCACAAGGAGAGUGUAUAUCCCGGCUGCCUGGGAUUGUGGAGUGUUUUUUAAUGAAGAGAUUUUCUGUUGUCUCGGUCCCACAAGUCCUGUACAUGUAUCAAAACACACGAGAAUUUAAUCACAACAAGGAGAGUGUAUUCCCCUGGCUGCCUGGGAUUGUGGAGUGUUGUUUUAAUGAAGAGAUUUUCUGUUUUCUCGGUCCCACAAGUCCUGUACAUGUAUCAAAACACACGAGAAUUUAAUCACAACAAGGAGAGUGUAUUCCCCUGGCUGCCUGGGAUUGUGGAGUGUAGUUUUAAUGAAGAGAUUUUCUGUUUUCUCGGUCCCACAAGUCCUGCACAUGUAUCAAAACACAUGAGAAUUUAGUCACAACAAGGAGAGGGUAUUCCCCGGCUGUCUGGGAUUGAACCCACGACCUGUGUGACGAGAGAGCCCCUCCUUACCGUGUCUGCCAGAGAGCUAUCCCCCUGGCUAAGUGGGUUAUGGGAGGCUCGCUCAUCAGGCAUAGUCGCUGUGCUACACUGAGGAACAGACGGAGAGCUGAAAUGAAUCUGAGUGGUAAGGAAGGCAAGGGAACCACAAGGAAUGAAGUGGAGGAGGUGGAUGCUGGUGGACAAGACAGCUGGUUCUUUGUAAUUUGGAAACUGCGAAAUUUAAACUACAAUUCAAUUUUCCUGCCUCCUAUGUGUUGUCCUAAGGUUCCUGUUGAUGACCAUUAUGCAAUAUCCCAUAGCGAAGACUCUAAAUGGUAUGAAGUAAAUCCUAGACAAUAUGUUUUGAACUAGAGCAAUACUGACAUCUAUAACUGUGUAUAUAUAUUUCUGACAUUCUACAACUCCAGUUUGUAAUCCCCCUAUGUUAGUGUGCAUACAUAUAAUUAUAUAUAUACCAAUA